This is a messenger RNA of Rhizophagus irregularis DAOM 181602=DAOM 197198, 626 nucleotides long. The record is from RefSeq and is a predicted model, not a curated record. Lineage: Eukaryota; Fungi; Glomeromycota; Glomeromycetes; Glomerales; Glomeraceae.
GCGCCGUAAAACUGAAGAGAAAUUGCUAUAAUGGUGAACGGAAGUAGUAAUACGUCGUCAACACCACCACAACUUCCACCUCCGGCACCUACGACGAUAACUUCAAAAACGCCGCCUCCACUACCUCAAUUAUCAGAAGAACAAAAAGUUGAAAUUAAAGAAGCUUUUGAAUUAUUUGAUACCGACAAAGAUGAUGCUUUAGAUAUUCACGGUUUGAAAUUUGCCAUGAAAGCUCUUGGCUUUGACGAGAAAAAACCUGAAUUGUUGAGAAUUCUUCGACAACAUGAUAAAAAUGAAGAAGGUGUAAUAGCAUUUGAGGAUUUCUUUAAAGUUAUGGCAGAACGAGUUGUAAAUAGAUCACCUAUAGAAGAAAUUCAUAGAGCCUUUCAACUUUUUGAUGAUGAUAAUACUGGAAAAAUAUCGCUUCAUAAUCUGAAACGAGUUGCAAAGGAAUUGGGAGAAAAUUUAGAUGAAGAUGAACUACAAGCGAUGAUAGAUGAAUUCGACUUAGAUGAAGAUGGAGAAAGUAUCCUUUUUUAUUUAUUAAUGAACCUACAUUGUUUUAAAGUUUAUAUUUCCUUUACAAAUUUUAUUACUUAAAAGUAAACGAAGAAGAAUUUGUUAAA